This is a messenger RNA of Oreochromis niloticus (Nile tilapia), 3324 nucleotides long. It is a transcript of the gene ada, whose product is annotated as adenosine deaminase. The record is from RefSeq and is a predicted model, not a curated record. NCBI's taxonomy places the organism in Eukaryota, Metazoa, Chordata, Actinopteri, Cichliformes, Cichlidae. Bases 11 to 1201 code for a protein of 396 amino acids. Gene Ontology annotation, molecular function: adenosine deaminase activity. Gene Ontology annotation, cellular component: cytosol; external side of plasma membrane. The transcript is spliced from 11 exons. Gene Ontology annotation, biological process: adenosine catabolic process; hypoxanthine salvage; negative regulation of adenosine receptor signaling pathway.
UCCCCGAGUCAUGCAUAUAAUAGCAAGGCGAGCGGCGAUAAGCUUAGGUUCUCAACUCGUCAGCUCUCUGUACACCAGCAGGCUCAGCCACAACCGCGCAUUCUCUACGAUGGCCGAUCGCUCUUCUGAACAAGUAGUAUUCAACAAGCCGAAGGUUGAGCUGCAUGUGCAUCUGGAUGGAGCCAUCAGGGUUCAGACUAUUGUGGAUGUUGCCAAGAGGCGUGGUAUACGUCUGCCUGCGGAUAAUGCGGAGGAGAUGAAGAAGAGGAUCAUUGUUGAAGAGCCUGGCACCCUCACUAGUUUCUUGGAAAAGUUCAACGAGUAUAUGCACGUAAUUGCUGGAGACCGAGAGGCCAUUAAAAGGAUAGCCCGUGAGUUUGUUGAAGACAAAGCCAACGAAGGAGUGAUUUAUGUUGAAGUUAGAUACAGCCCACAUCUUCUAGCUAACAGUGGAGUGGAGCCAAUUCCAUGGAACCAGGAAGAGGGUGACUUGAGCCCAGAUGAGGUGGUGAGACUGGUUAACGAGGGCCUCAGCGAGGGGGAGAGAGAGUUCAAAAUCAAAGCCAGGUCCAUUCUAUGCUGCAUGCGCCACAUGCCAAGCUGGUCAAUGGAUGUUGUGGAGCUGUGUAAGAAAUAUAAGGAUGAGGGAGUGGUUGCCAUUGAUUUGGCAGGUGAUGAGUCUCUCAACUGUGAAGCCAAUCCAGAACACAGGAGGGCCUAUGAGGAAGCGGUACGCUGUGGGAUCCACAGGACAGUUCAUGCUGGCGAGGUGGGGCCGGCCUCUGUGGUGAAGGAGGCUGUGGAAGUGCUGAAAGCUGAACGUGUCGGACAUGGUUACAACACUCUGGAGGACAGGGACCUGUACGAAAAACUGCUGGCUCAAAACAUGCACUUUGAGACGUGUCCUAUUUCAAGUAAGCUAACAGGUGCCUGCGACGCAGACUUCACCAUACACCCCGUCAUCACGUUCAUGAAAGACCAAGCUAACUACUCUCUGAACACAGAUGACCCUCUGAUCUUUAACUCCAACCUGCAUCACGACUACAACACAGCACACCAACACAUGGGAUUCACCGAGGAGGAAUUCAAACGACUGAACAUUUGCUCUGCACAGUCAAGCUUUCUACCUGCCGAGGAAAAGGAAGAGCUAGUUAAAACACUCAGUGAGGCCUAUGAGAUGAUCCAGAGCACUGCCUUUUAACCCUGACCAGCAAUUCUGAGGAGAAACCUAAAGGAGGGACAAAUCACUCUGAGACCUUAAUCUUCCAUGUGAUGCAGUGGAACAUGUUUUUAGUCAUUUGUAACCCAACAAACAACAUACACAUAGAAUAUUACAUCAGAUAUGCUGUUUACCAGUGGGUAGCAUCCUUCAUCUUACAUAACUGUGUAUAAUCUGUUUGUGUAUUUAUCAACAUUGCAUCUGAUUACAAGGUGCAAGCAAAAAGUUCUGGGACUCAGUCCACAAAAAUCAGAAACUAUACACAAUUUAAAUUUGGCUGCGCUUCUUAAAAAAAUAUUCGUGCACAUCUCUAGAUCUCUUCCAGCACGCUGCUAUUUUUAUAUUGUUCCAUAGAAGGCCCAUUGUGUAUGCUUGUGACUUUCACCACAGACCUCCAAAAGAGAGAAAACAUCAGCUGUGAUGGCACACGUGGCGUUAAAGGCACAGAAGAUAUUUUUUAACAUAAAACACACAAAACCUUCACUCAAAACCAGCCCUGGUUACCGGAAUCGGCUCUCUGCGACUUCAUCUGCCUCGUCAAAAUGAAAAUCUAAUUGAAGGUGCCUGAGCUAACUCUAAAAUGACAGGGAGAGGAGCUCAUUCAUGGUGGAGCUACUCUUUUGCAUUGAAAAGAUCUUACUUAAGUGGUUCGGGCAGAUUGGCUUAGGAAAACACUAAGCUGUAGGACAGGGGUGUCGAACUCCAGGCCUCAAGGGCUGGUGUCCUUCAGGUUUUAGUUAUCACCCUGUUUCAACACACCUGAAUCAAAUGAUUAGUUCAUUACCAGGCUUCUGGAGAACUUUAAGACAUGUUGAACCUCUUCAACAUGUCAAUUUAGCCAUUUAAAUCAGCUGUGUUGGAUCAAGGACACAUCUAAAAGCUGCAGGACACCGGCCCUCGAGGCCUAGAGUUCGACACCUGUGCUGUAGGAGGAGCAUAUACUGCAGUGGUAGAAGGACAAGGGGACAGAAUGAGAUGUCUAUGAAAGAGUCUAAAAACAGCAGCUGUGUUGGAAGUGGUAAAGAGAUGCACAAGAAGAUAACCUUGAAAGGAAGAAUAGCCAAAUGUACAUAUGGGUUUUUUGCAUUUUUAUCGGCCGGAUCCCAGAAUUCUUUUUAAUCAUACUUAGUAUUUGCAUAGCUUUAAUGUGUUAGUUAUGGGUGCUUGUUUUGGACAUAGUCAGGGUCUCCUGCUGUGUCCAAAAAUAUAGAAUGAAACAUAUUGUGUUAUAUCAGAACUUUGGAAAUACAGCGUGAAUCAAAAAGAAUCAUCCGAUUUCAAAGUGCUUUAAUUCUGCAGCCGUUGACUCCAGACACGUUCGCAAAAGUGUGGGAGGAGUUUGACUCUCGUACGGACAUAUGCCAUAUGCCCCGAGUAGGACACAUUGAUCACUUGUGAACGUUUUGUAUGUAAAAUUUUAUAUUCAGCCAUAUAUUUUAAUCUUUACCGCGAGCUUCUGUGUCCAUUGUUUAAAAGAAAAUAGCCUUUUGAAAAUCGGAUGAUUUUUUUUUUUUUUAAAUACAUCCUGUAUUUAUCAUCUUGUGUUUACAUCCUUUUGUUGUAAGGAGAAUCAGGGAAGCAUUGAACGCACAAUUACACUUCUAAGUAACAGGUUUAACACAUAACCAGACUGGAAAAGGAAAAAUAGGGGAGGUUAUUUGUAGUUCACACCUUAAACGUUCAUCUUUGAAGGAAACCAUGACGUGAAGAAUAACUGAAAGCAGUGGAGGCUAAGAACUGCAAAAUAUAGUUCACUUUGAAUAUCCACUGUUCAGUUGCAGGUGAAGUAUGGUAAUCCAGUGUUAGAGACAUGUGCUUUUUUCCCUGUAUGUGCAAAACUGCAGGGCGCGUCAGGUGAACACAGCUCAAUACCAAAAGUUUAGUCUUACAUGUGUACACUAGGUGGCACACUACGUUACCUAGAUAGACAACAUCUGACUAUGGUUUUGCAUUUGAUAAUUACUCUCUUUACUCUUUUUUGAUGUAUGUAUUUAUUUAAAAUGUUUUUCUGUUUCACUUAAAAAAAAAAAAAAAGCACAUCCAUUUAUAACCAACACAUUUAUGGAACUUAUAAGAAAACAAAAUAAAAGCUUCUAUGAAAUGUU